Messenger RNA from Gongylonema pulchrum, 861 nucleotides. The record is from the annotation of a GenBank genome assembly. Lineage: Eukaryota; Metazoa; Nematoda; Chromadorea; Rhabditida; Gongylonematidae.
AUGAAUGUAUCAUUUGUUUCCAGUGAAACAGAACAGCAAGUUGAUGCAAUAAUUCUUUCCCAGAAAGCCGAAUCUAAUAAAUCGUAUCCUGAAAUUGAGAUCAUCAUAUUCAAAAAAGUCCCAGAGAUGCUUUUGGUCCUGAUCGCCCUUGAAAUAAGCUCAGCUUUGGUGCACGCUCAAAUUAGAGCUGAACUGGGCGCAAAAGUUGCACUGAAGUUGCCAGCACAACCUCGCCCACGUCAAGUAAUACCACCACCUCCACCCCCGCCACAAAUAGUCCCUCCACCUCCGCCUAUGCCACCACUAAUAGUACCACCCUCUCCAAUGCCACUAGUUCCACCACCACCGCCUCCUCCUCCUCCACCCCCCAUCAUAUCACCACCUCCUCCGCCACCUCCUUUUAUGGUCUCAGGGACACCUUUCUGGGACAUCAACGAUAUACCAGUUCUGCUGGACCGUUUCGUUUCCACUCCACCGGAUCGUAUACCACCCCAUGCACUGCAACGUAUCCAGCAAUUUUGUCGUCAGUUUCCGGCACACUCGUUGUGCAGAAAAAGAUCUCCAGCUGCAGCAAUUCCGACAGUAACAAUUACCGAACGUUUUCCACCGGUACCGAAAAUCCCACAAAAAAGCUUGCUAGCCGGUGUACCGGGGAGUCUGGCUUCUGCUGUUCCACAGUUUGCAUUUGAGAAACUGAAAGAUGAAGAACGUGACGCUCUUUUUAAAGUCUGUUCCGAGCAGAUAAAAUGUUUGGAGCAAGAAGAUGCAUCUACGACAAAGCGAGAGCGAAUCCGCGAACAUGAACUUGCUAUUGCGAGAAAGUUUGCUGCUUUUAAACUAUUUAAAUUACUAGCUACGUGA